AUGAAGAAAGCUACUGACGGAAAGAAUUCUCCUGAUUUAGUGAGCCUCUACGACAUGUUGGAAACGAAACUAAGAGCUUUGGAAAGCAUGGCACACACGAAAGAAAAAUUUGCUGACUUUCUGGAGCCUCUUGUCGAAUCAUGUCUGCCUGAAAGUGCUCUACGUGCCUGGGAAAGAAGCCGAGUGUCGGAAGAUAAUGAUGAUUCUACAAGUCAAAGAUUUCUCGAAAAAUUAAUGUGUUUUGUGCGUCAUGAAGUCGAAUCGGAGGAGAUGACAAGUUUAGCUCGAGAGGGAUUUGGUAAAAAUAAUGGAGUAGUUAAACGAAAUAAUAACAAAAUUAUAGUUGCAAAUGUCCCGGAUGUAGCAACGACAGCCAUGUUAGUAAGUACAAAUGCUUCUCACGACGGGAUACCCAAAGAAAAUCAGCAUAUAAUAGAGAAUUUAAGAAUAAAUAAUAUCGAAUUAUCUGAUGCUUUUUGUAGCGAAGAUGAAAUUGAGCUUUUAUUAGGAGCAGAUCUCAUUGGGAAAUUAUUAACGGGAAAGUGUGUUCAGUUAAAUUUUGGCUUAGCUGCAAUUCAUUCAAAAUUAGGAUGGACUGUUGUUGGCAAAGAAACUGGACUCGGUUCCAGUGAUGAUGAAAUAGUUGUAGAUUCUUCUGUGCAAACAGUUCUGUCUUUGUAUGCGAAUGAUAUUUCCUUAAAAGAAUUGUGGGAAAUUGAUUUUUUAGGUAUUCGUGAUCCCAUUGAAAAUGUUUCAAAAAGGAAAUUAUUUGACGAGCAGUUAAAAGAGUUCCAUGAAAAAUUAACUAUUCUUUCCGAUGGCAGACCUGUUAUUAAAAACAGUAGCCAAAGCACUAAGAUAAGACCAGUUUUCGAUGCGUCGGCACGAGAAAAGGGAAAACCGUCUUUAAACCAAUGUUUAUUUACUGGGCCCAAUUUAAUCGAAUUAUUACCUGAUAUUCUUGAUAGAUUCAGAAUGUUCCCAAUAGGUUUAAGUGCAGCCAUAGAAAAGGCCUUUCUUCAAAUUGGGAUUUCUCCACAUGAUAUGGAUUAUCUUCGUUUUUUCUAUCCUAGUAAUGAAGGAGAAAAUUAUAGGCACUCUAAGGUUGUAUUCGGAGUUACUUCUAGCUCUUUUGUUUUAAGUGCAUCAAUUGAACACCUCCUUGAUCACGCUCCUCAUGACUUUGCUGACGUGGUGCGGAAAUUAAGACAUUCAUUUUAUGUGGAUAACUGUUUUAUAAGUGUGACUAAUGUUACUGAAGAAAAACAUUUUAUUGAAACAGCGCAAAAGGUGAUGUCGAGAGCUUGCUUCAAUCUCCGAGGAUGGGAAAGUAAUUUUCCAUGUGAAUAUAUGUGCAAAUCAUCUGGUGUAACUUGUGUUUUAGGUAUACGUUGGGAUCUUGAUAAUGAUUCUCUAAUGCGUAACAUUACUUUCAAAACUUUAACUUGUGAAACUAGAGUUACUAAAAGAUUAAUUUUGUCUCUUGUACAGCAAAUAUUUGAUCCCAUUGAUGCCAGUAAAAAAGCAUAUGCAGCCUGUAUUUUUGUACGAUCUGUUGAUUCGGAUGGAGUAAAAGUUAAUUUGGUACGGGCGAAAUCUAGAGUUGCUCCCUUGAAAACUUUGAGCAUACCGCGCCUCGAACUGAUGGCAUGUUGCAUUGGGGCAAGGUUGUCGAAUUCUGUUCGCAAUGCCCCUGACUUACCAGAUAUGAGAAUCACGUUCUGGACUGAUUCUUCAGUUGCUCUUUGGUGGAUCAAGGAGCAAGGAGAUUGGUCAGUUUUUGUUAAGAAUAGAAUGAAAGAAAUCAAACAGUUAUCUAGAUCUCAGAUAUGGCGCCAUGUGCCAGGAAAUAUUAGCCCGGCUGAUUUAUUAUCAAGAGGUUGCUCUAUUAAAUAUAUGCUGAAGUCUGAAUGGUGCAAUGGCCCAAUUGGCUUUUAA
Molecule: messenger RNA, 1938 nt
Organism: Argiope bruennichi
Lineage: Eukaryota; Metazoa; Arthropoda; Arachnida; Araneae; Araneidae
Exons: 4
Coding region: 1-1938 (645 amino acids)
Source: RefSeq, a predicted model, not a curated record